Messenger RNA from Soboliphyme baturini, 390 nucleotides. Lineage: Eukaryota; Metazoa; Nematoda; Enoplea; Dioctophymatida; Soboliphymatidae. The record is from the annotation of a GenBank genome assembly.
CUUUCCAUCAUGGGCUGCACGAUGAGUGCUGAGGAACGCGCCGCACUGGAACGCAGUCGGCAGAUUGAAAAGAACCUGAAGGAAGAUGGCCUCCAGGCAGCCAAAGACAUCAAGUUGCUGCUUCUUGGUGCCGGCGAGUCGGGCAAGAGUACCAUUGUCAAACAAAUGAAGGCGACAUUCUCUUCAAUUUUGCUUAACCAUUUGCAUUAUGAAAUUAUAACCACUUAUUUUAGGAUCAUUCAUGAAUCUGGAUUUACCGCUGAAGACUACAAACAGUACAAGCCCGUUGUGUACAGUAAUACUAUUCAGUCGAUGGUGGCGAUUCUUCGGGCAAUGAGCACCUUAAAUAUUACGUUUGAAAGUCCUGAUCGAGAGGUAAGAAAUUCAUAA